Selaginella moellendorffii is the source of this 986-nucleotide messenger RNA. RefSeq names its product nifU-like protein 2, chloroplastic. Gene Ontology annotation, biological process: iron-sulfur cluster assembly. The record is from RefSeq and is a predicted model, not a curated record. Gene Ontology annotation, cellular component: chloroplast stroma; mitochondrion. Gene Ontology annotation, molecular function: iron-sulfur cluster binding; iron ion binding. The transcript has 3 exons. Lineage: Eukaryota; Viridiplantae; Streptophyta; Lycopodiopsida; Selaginellales; Selaginellaceae. The coding region runs from base 77 to 895 and encodes 272 amino acids.
UAUUUGCAGCUGCCACGUGGCCUUUUUAUUUAGGUGCCCUACCUAGGGUUGUAGCAGAGCAUCCAAUUUCGAUUUCAUGGCUGCCGCAGCAGCCGCCCAGUUUCAGGUGCGCUAUCAUCCUCAUCACAAUUGCGCACCGCUCCGCCCCUCCUUUCCCUCCUCCUCCUCUCCCCCCUCCUCCUCCUCCUCCUCCUUGUGCCGCGCGGGUUUGCAAGCCGGCGGACGCCUGCCCAGACGGUCCAAUUCUCGUGUAAGUAAGCUCUCCAUACACAAAUCUCUUGCUUUAUGGCAGCCGCACGACUGCGCGAGUGGAUUUCAUCAUCCCGUCACCAUUACAGCAGUAGCAACCUCGUUCGCUCAAAGAGGCGGUCGGACAAGAUCAGAGGUGCGAGCUGCUGUGGCAACGCAAGAGACGGCGGCCACGGACGAUGGCCUGGCACUGACGGAGGAGAAUGUGGAGAUGGUGCUGGACGAAGUCCGGCCGUACUUGAUGUCCGACGGGGGAAACGUGGCGCUGGAGGAGAUUGACGGGUUGGUGGUCAAGUUGAAGCUGCAAGGGGCGUGCGGAUCCUGUCCCAGCUCGCUCAUGACCAUGAAGAUGGGGAUCGAAGCCCGGCUCAAGGAGAAGAUCCCGGAGAUAAUCGGCGUGGAGCAGGUGCAAGACACGGAGACGGGGCUUGAGCUGACAGAGGAAAACGUUGACAAGAUACUGUCGGAGAUACGGCCUUACUUGGUGGGAACUGGCGGAGGGGAGCUGACGCUUGUCAAGAUCGAUGGGCCGGUGGUGAAGAUACGCAUCGAGGGUCCUGCAGCCGGGGUCAUGACUGUUCGUGUGGCCGUGACGCAGAAGCUGCGGGAGAAGAUCCCCAUGAUCGCCGCCGUGCAGCUCCUCUAGUCAGCCAGCCAACACUCUUACGUUAAGAUUGUUGGACCUAAGCAUUGUUUUAUCCAACGGCGUGUAAAUAUACACUGCACUUUGGUCCGGC